This is a messenger RNA of Paramuricea clavata, 333 nucleotides long. Lineage: Eukaryota; Metazoa; Cnidaria; Anthozoa; Malacalcyonacea; Plexauridae. The record is from the annotation of a GenBank genome assembly.
CAGCGAAAGUCAAAACUCUAAUCUCUUCAGCGAAACAAUUAAUGGAGAAGACAAUAUAUGGUGCCUACAGAUAUUCUGACGUUGUAGUACUUGUAUUUGGGAUUCUUGGUAAUAUUUUGGUUAUCAUGUCCAUACUACAAAGUCGGAGGAACGUGUUAAAGAACAACUACUACUUUCUUGUUUUACACCUUGCGGUCUGUGAUUUGGGAGUACUGAUCACGUACGUUUUGGAUCGUAUUGCUAGUUUUUGGUACGAAGAACCACUUUUUGCUCAUUCCGUCAUGUCUUGUGCUCUCACUAAUACAUAUUAUGUCCUUCAAGUUGCAGGAAUAG